AUGUUGUCGGUGGCCUCCGUCGAGACUGCUCAAAAUCCAGCGGAGCCGUCUCCGCCGCUGGUUCUCCCGACGAAUGAGCACGUCUUCGUGUCGAAGCUCCCGGCCAUCCCCAUCCCCAACGACGUCCCUCUCCACACCUACUGCUUCCAGAACGCCUCCCUCUACCCGGACCGCACCUGCCUCCUCGUCGGCUCCACCGGCCAAUCCUACUCCUUCGCCCAGACCCACCUCAUCUGCCGCAAGGUCGCCGCCGGCCUCUCCGCUCUCGGCGUCCGCAAGGGCGACGUCAUCAUGGUCCUCCUCCAAAACUCCCCCGAGUUCGUCUUCACCUUCAUGGCCGCCUCCAUCCUCGGCGCCGUCGUCACCACUGCAAACCCUUUCUGCACCUCAAAGGAGAUCUUCAAGCAGUUCAACGCCUCCCGCUCCAAGCUCAUCGUCACACACUCCCAGUACGUCGAAAAGCUCCGUCAAGGCGGGCCGGUCCUCGGGGAGGAUUUCACGGUGGUGACGGUCGACGGCCCGGUGCCGGACGGGUGCCUGCAUUUCUCGGCGCUUUCGGAGGCGGACGAGAGGGAUCUGCCGGCGGCGGUGGAGAUCCAGGCGGAGGACGCGGUGGCGCUGCCGUUCUCGUCGGGGACGACGGGGCUGCCCAAGGGGGUGGUGCUGACGCACGGGAGCCUCAUCGCGAGCGUGGCUCAGCAGGUGGACGGGGAGAACCCGAACCUCCACCUAAGGCCGGACGACGUCGUCCUCUGCGUGCUGCCGCUGUUCCACAUCUACUCCCUCAACUCGGUGCUCCUGUGCUCGCUCAGGGCCGGGGCCGCCGUGCUGCUCAUGCACAAGUUCGAGAUCGGGUCCCUUCUCCAGCUGAUACAGCGCCACCGGGUGUCCGUGGCGGCGGUGGUGCCGCCGCUGGUGCUGGCGCUGGCGAAGAACCCGAUGGUCGACAGUUUUGACCUCAGCUCCAUACGGUUGGUGCUGUCGGGGGCGGCGCCCUUGGGGAAGGAGCUGGAGGCCGCGCUGCUCACCCGCCUGCCUCAGGCGGUUUUUGGCCAGGUACGCCAAAAAGACGAGGCUGCCGGUGAGGUCCCCGUGGCAUUUGUCGUCCCAUCGAAAGGCUCUCAACUCACCGAAGAAGCUAUCAAAGAAUUCAUCUCCAAACAGGUGGUGUUUUACAAGAGACUGCACAAAGUGUACUUUGUUCAUGCAAUUCCAAAGUCCCCUGCUGGUAAAAUUUUGAGGAAAGAUCUCAGAGCAAAACUCGCUGCGCUGCCGUCAUCUACUUGA
Molecule: messenger RNA, 1287 nt
Organism: Striga hermonthica
Lineage: Eukaryota; Viridiplantae; Streptophyta; Magnoliopsida; Lamiales; Orobanchaceae
Source: the annotation of a GenBank genome assembly